UCCAGCCGCCGCUUCUGCUGCGGACGGGUUUUGCCGACGAACGUUGUGCUCCCGCAGGCUGAAGUUUCCUCACACGUGCCGGUUUCUGAUCGGUUUGUCGGGAUCCCAUGGCUGCUUUCGACUUAAUCAGGACGAUUGGAGAGGAGGACGAGGUUCCGGAGGAGGAGACGGGCUCUGAGGGAGAGGAGCCACCUAUCACCUUACUGAAGAGAAAGAAGUUGAGGAAGAAAUGUGUGGACUUCAGUGAAGACUUCUUGUUCACUGAAAAAGAUGGGGAAUAUGACGACAGCUGGAUGAUGACAGAUGUCCUGAGUCAACUGAAAAAGAACAAGGCACCAACAACCCUGGAUGAAAAGAUAGACAAAGUACGAAAGAAAAGAAAAAAAGAGGAGAAAUCUGCAAAAGAAGCAAAGGCGUUAAGGACCAACUCUACUGAGUCCAAACCAGACACAGUAGAAGAAGAUGAGGAAGAACUGGAUCAGGCGGAGGCCAGUGAUGAUGCUGAGGAAUCUGACAAAGAGAAAAACGCAGAAAUUGAAGAAGACGAUGAGUCAAUAUCCGAGUUCUCCUCAGCAGAUGAAGAUAUUUUACAGAAAGCAGACACACUGAAAUUGAAGGGGAAGAAGAGAAAGAGAAAAGUUCCAGGGGAUGAAUCAGGUGUGUUCUUUGAGGACGCCCCUCAAUUUGAUGAAGGUUUGACAUUCCAGGAUAUGAAUUUCUCGCGACCGUUGUUAAAGGCAAUUACUGCAGUGGGCUUCAAGCAACCAACCCCCAUUCAGAAGGCAUGUAUUCCAUUAGGCCUGCUUGGCAGAGACCUUUGUGCAUGUGCUGCAACUGGAACAGGUAAAACUGCUGCCUUCAUGCUGCCAGUCCUAGAACGCUUGAUCUAUAAGCCGCGACAGGCUCCCAUUACUCGGGUGUUGGUUCUAGUUCCAACUCGUGAGCUAGGCAUUCAAGUUCACUCUGUCUCCAGGCAAUUGGCACAGUUCACAUCCAUCUCCCUCUGUCUUGCUGUUGGUGGACUGGAUGUAAAAACCCAAGAGGCAUCUCUGAGGGCGAGGCCUGAUGUUCUCAUUGCCACCCCUGGCCGAUUAAUUGAUCACCUUCACAACUGUCCAUCCUUCGACCUCAGCAGCAUUGAGGUCCUCAUUCUUGAUGAAGCAGACAGAAUGCUGGAUGAGUACUUUGAGGAACAGAUGAAGGAGAUCAUUCGUCUCUGCUCCCAUCAGCGACAGACAAUGUUAUUCUCUGCCACCAUGACUGAUGAGGUGAAAGACCUAGCAUCCGUGUCACUGAAGAAUCCAGUGCGAAUUUUUGUGAACAGUAACACUGAUGUAGCACCAUUCCUUCGUCAGGAAUUCAUUCGGAUCCGGCCAAACCGUGAGGGUGACAGGGAAGCCCUUGUUUCAGCUCUUCUGACUCGUACAUUUCAGGAUCAUGUCAUGUUGUUCACACAGACUAAAAAGCAGGCCCAUCGAAUGCACAUCCUCCUGGGGCUGAUGGGAUUGAAGGUUGGUGAGCUACACGGUGACCUCUCUCAAACACAGCGACUGGAGGCCCUUAGGCGCUUUAAAGAUGAGCAGAUCGAUAUUCUUGUGGCUACUGAUGUUGCAGCUAGAGGGCUGGACAUUGAUGGGGUCAAAACGGUAAUAAACUUCACAAUGCCCAAUACCGUUAAGCAUUAUGUGCACAGAGUAGGCCGUACGGCACGAGCGGGCCGGAGUGGAAGAUCCGUUUCCCUUGUCGGUGAAACAGAAAGGAAAAUGUUGAAAGAGAUUGUGAGGAAAGCCAAAACUGAAGUCAAAGCUCGGGUCAUCCCACAAGAGGUGGUGACAAAGUUCAGGGACAAGAUAGAGAAACUGGAAAAGGAAAUCUAUGCUGUGUUGCAGCUCGAAAAGGAGGAGAAGAUGCUUCAGAGAUCGGAGGCUCAGAUUAACACUGCCAAAAACAAGUUACAGAAGAACAGCGAAGAGACAAGACCAGAGCGUACCUGGUUUCAAACCAGAGAGGAACGGAAAAAAGAGAAAAUUGCAAAUGCUCUUCAGGAAUUUGACCUUGCCUUAAGAGGCAAAAAGAAGCGAAAAUCGUUCAUGGAAAAUAUUAAGAAAAAAGGAGAGAUGACAGCUGAAGAGAGGACACAGUUUGAAAUCAUGAAAUCGCAGAUGUACGCAGAACGUGUCGCUAAGCGAGGCCGUAGGCCAAAGAGAGCAAGAGCAAUGCCAGAGGAUGAGCCAAAGCCCACAGCAGGGAAUAAAAAGAACAGAACAAACAAAUCAAAGAAGUCUAUGUUUGAUGAAGAAUUAACGAAUACAAGUCAAAAGGCCCUUAAACAGUACAGAGCUGGGCCUUCCUUUGAGGAUCGAAAGAGACUCGGGAUAACGCAACACAGGAAAGGCGGUUCCUUUAAAUCCAAGUCCAGGUACAAGAGGAGAUGAACCAUGACAACAAAGCUACUACCAAGGUUUCUGAAAAUGCAUUGCAAAAGUGAACAUUUUUAUUGGACUGUAUCUUUAAUAAAAUGUGGCCCAUUUCUAAAUGAAACUAUACUUCUGUUUCACACCUGGAAGAAUCUCUAUUUAAAAACCAAAAGCAAUGAUUGCACAGGCCUUUAACCCCUGUUGGAACUGUGAUUUUUGCAUCCUUCACAAUUAAAUGCCAAGUGGAAAAAUGCUAGGUUGUCAACAUCUAUUCCAAAAGUGUUUUCAUCGGGUUCAAUACUUUCUGGUGUAGGUUGGACUCAGAAUGCAUAAUUAUGUGAAAUAGUGUUUCUCAAUGGGCAUUGUAUCCUGCAGAUUUGUUUAUUUAAAUCAAAUUCAGCAAAUCAACUAGAGUGCUCUUCUGUAAUGAGCUACUCAAUCAUAAUCUUGGUUCUCACUGAUAGGACUUCUGCUGCUAACUCAAGAAAUGUGAGGCUCAGCAGACUUCAACAAACUGUCAAUAAGUGGCAUAUUUCUGCAAUGAUUUUAAUUUUGAUCCAAAUGGUAUAGGCAAGGGUGUUUAAAUUACUGAAUUUUCUACCAUUAUUAAGCACAGAUACUUUCCAGGGAUGUACAUACAUGUAUGUGGUAGUGGAGAGGAUUUGGUUUGGAAGCAAGGUCUGCUCAUCCAAGGAACAGUAGAGCUCCUAUUCUCUUCAGCAAUGUAAAAUCAAAUGGGAUGAGAAUGAUGAAACUGUUCCUCAGUAUGCUGUAUUAUGUAAUACAUCUCAUUUGUUACAUUUUACUUAAAACUAUUAGCAAUGUAAGGAAAAAAUUAUCACCCGAAAGCUGCCAUAUGCCCUAUUUUUUGGGAAUGAAGCACUGUACAUUAGAAGAAUGGAAACUCAUUCUUGGAUUGGUUCUUUGUAUAUUCUCAAAUACUGGAUGCUGUACAUGGGUUUUAAUAAAACUAAAAAAUACUUCCA
This is a messenger RNA of Stegostoma tigrinum, 3403 nucleotides long. It is a transcript of the gene ddx27, whose product is annotated as DEAD (Asp-Glu-Ala-Asp) box polypeptide 27. Bases 108 to 2435 code for a protein of 775 amino acids. Lineage: Eukaryota; Metazoa; Chordata; Chondrichthyes; Orectolobiformes; Stegostomatidae. The transcript is spliced from 21 exons. The record is from RefSeq and is a predicted model, not a curated record. Gene Ontology annotation, molecular function: nucleic acid binding; ATP binding; RNA helicase activity.